This is a messenger RNA of Cyprinus carpio (common carp), 533 nucleotides long. It is a transcript of the gene pmaip1, whose product is annotated as phorbol-12-myristate-13-acetate-induced protein 1. Gene Ontology annotation, biological process: DNA damage response; release of cytochrome c from mitochondria; apoptotic process. Lineage: Eukaryota; Metazoa; Chordata; Actinopteri; Cypriniformes; Cyprinidae. The record is from RefSeq and is a predicted model, not a curated record.
UACAAAGUGUAGGCUACUGCUUAUGUAGGCUAAGUAAAGGUGGACAGUUCAUCAUUUGAACCGGACAGGUUCCCUCUCAGGUAGACGCCAUGUAAACAAAACAUCAUCAAGAGUGACGUGGACGGGAAUUCUCAGAUAGUCACGAUGCUUAUUACGUCACUCUAUUUAACUCCGCGGCUUCUAACUAUACUUCACAGAAGUGCGUUCGUCGCAGUCAGACGCAGUCAGCAGCCGCCGCUCGUGAAUUCAUACGAGGAAGUUACACACUUUUGAAACCCCGGAACGUAUCAGUUCUCUACGAUCUGAGAUGGCGAAGAAAGAGCAAGCCGCUGUUGUCGAGUGCGCGCAGGAGCUGCGCAGAGUCGGAGAUCUGCUCAACUGGAAAUACAGGUUGCUGGAGCUCAUUAUAAAACUCCGGAAACUACAGACGGACGGGAAAAGCUGAAAAAGACAGCUUUUUGGGCAGGAAUCCGUGGAUACUGAACCAACGUGGACCCAACAUCUGAAGAGGGUUCAUAACCGAAGACGAGAUG